AUGGCUGAAAAGGUACCGCAAAGACAGUAUCAUGAUCACUGGGGAGUUAUCUUUGUCAUUGACUCAGUCUCCAUCCAAAAAUCGCUCAAAGAUGUGGCAGAGUACCUCUACAACCUGCUGGCCGAUGCCGUAUUGGCAAAAGGACGCGUUCCUUUUUUGAUUGUUUGCAACAAGCAGGACUUACCUAAUGCAAAGGACAUUAUCGCUGUGGAAAAGUUGCUCGAGGAUGAAAUGUAA
This is a messenger RNA of Dibothriocephalus latus, 237 nucleotides long. The record is from the annotation of a GenBank genome assembly. NCBI's taxonomy places the organism in Eukaryota, Metazoa, Platyhelminthes, Cestoda, Diphyllobothriidea, Diphyllobothriidae.